Molecule: messenger RNA, 2063 nt
Organism: Dendrobium catenatum
Lineage: Eukaryota; Viridiplantae; Streptophyta; Magnoliopsida; Asparagales; Orchidaceae
Product: probable sulfate transporter 3.5
Exons: 12
Coding region: 33-1964 (643 amino acids)
Biological process (GO): transmembrane transport
Cellular component (GO): membrane
Molecular function (GO): secondary active sulfate transmembrane transporter activity
Source: RefSeq, a predicted model, not a curated record
CUCUCUCUCUCUCUUCCCCACGCUUCCUGUCAAUGGGAACGAUAACAUUGGAGCAGAGCCGAGCAAAUGUUAACCUCUCAAGCCGCACCACUUUCUGGAAAUCGCUAAAAUAUCAGCUAAAGGAAGCAUUCUUUCCCGAUGACCCAUUCCGGCAGAUGUCCGACCAUCCGCCUACGCCGCUCCGUCGCACAUGGAGCUUCCUCUCCUACUUCUUUCCCGUCCUCGAAUGGGCCCCCAAAUACAAACUCACUCUCUUCGCCUCCGACCUCCUCGCCGGAAUAACCAUAGCAAGCCUUGCCAUCCCCCAAGGCAUCAGCUACGCCAAGCUCGCCAAUGUUCCUCCCAUCAUCGGCCUCUAUUCGAGCUUCGUGCCGCCUUUGGUCUAUGCUGUUUUUGGGAGCUCGAAUAAUUUGGCGGUAGGGCCGGUGGCCGCGGCGUCUUUGCUGCUUGCUUCCAGCAUCCGCGGAAAAGUCUCGCCGGAGGAGCAGCCGGAGUUAUAUUUGCAUACAGUGUUCACGGCGGCGUUCUUUACUGGGCUGCUUCAGCUGAUAUUCGGCAUUUUUAGGUUAGGGAUACUAGUAGAUUUCUUGUCCAGGUCCACCAUUACAGGAUUCAUGGGAGGGACGGCGACGAUCAUUAUUUUGCAGCAGUUCAAAGGCUUGCUUGGUCUCCAGCAUUUUACCAACAAGACGGAUAUUGUGACGGUGCUACACGCGGUCCUCGCAAACCGACGAGAGUGGAAAUGGCAGAGUGCGGUGUUGAGUUUGGGCUUCCUCGUCAUUUUACUUUUAGCGCGACGUUUGAAAGAAAAGGUUCCGAGAUUAUUUUGGGUGAACGCUAUUUCUCCGCUGCUUGUGGUAGUGAUGGGAGGAAUAAUUGCGUUUGCAGUUGAUGGAAAGGACCACGGAAUUCCGAUAGUGGGCGACUUAAAGAAGGGAUUAAACCCAAUUUCGAUUUCGCAAUUACAACUCAAAUCUCCAUACAUUUCAGUGGCUAUGAAAGCUGGUUUGAUUUCAGGCUUCAUAGCUUUAGCGGAAGGAAUUGCAGUUGGCAGAAGUUUGGCACUCUUGAAAAACGAGCAGACGGAUGGAAACAAGGAGAUGAUUGCAUUUGGAAUAAUGAACAUUGCUGGUUCAUUCACCUCAUGCUAUCUGACCACUGGUCCCUUCUCAAAAUCUGCAGUGAACUACCAUGCUGGAUGCAAGACCCCCAUGUCGAACGUUGUUAUGGCAGUAUGUAUAAUGCUGGUACUUUUGUGGCUGACUCCUCUCUUCAAGUACACACCACUUGUGGCUCUUGCAGCGAUCAUUGUAGUCGCCAUGCUUGGACUCAUCGAACUGCAUGAGAUGAAACAUCUUUUCAAGGUUGAUAAGUUCGAUUUCUGCGUUUGCAUGGCCGCAUUUUUCGGAGUUGUUUUUGUCAAUAUGGAGGCCGGCCUUCUUUUAUCAGUAGGUUUGUCCAUAAUAAGAGCACUGCUACAUGUGGCCAGACCUACAACUUGCAAGCUCGGAAAGGUGACGGGAACCGAGCUCUACCGUGACUUGGAGCAUUACCCGGAUUCGACUACCAUUCCAGGUGUCCUAAUCUUGCAGCUGGGUUCACCCAUCUAUUUUGCCAAUGCAAAUUAUUUAAGAGAGAGGAUUACUAGAUGGGUAGAAGCUGAAGGGAACAUUUGCAAGGAGAAAGGCCAGGAUUUGCAGUACAUUGUAUUUGAUAUGGGUGGAGUGGCUGCCAUUGACAACACUGGCAUAGGAAUGCUGUUGGAAGUCCAUCGAAUGCUUGGAAAGAAGGAGAUUCAGGUUGCACUAACAAAUCCAAGGUUAAGAGUUGUGGAGAAGUUGGUGGCAGCCAAUUUCAUCGAUGUGCUUGGAAAGGAGUGGGUAUUCCUUUCCAUUAGCGAUGCAGUCUCGGGGUGUCGAUUUGCUCUACGUCAAGCAGAUAACCAAGAUGAACUGCAAGUUUAGCUGGUUCAUCCUUUGAUGUAUCAAUGCUUUGAACUGGAUCCGAACAACUAUUUUUUGUGUGAUGUUAAAUAAUAAUAAUAAUAUAUAUAUAUAUACUCG